GGUAUGCCAGGGCCAGGCAGUGCUCGCUAGCCGCUCCUGGGGUGAGGCAGCACCUCCAACGCUCCUUACUUAUCCUCCUCCUCCUUCCGCUUCAUUCCCUGUUGCAUCAUCUUCUCAUCGUCGUCAUCGUCCUCCUCCAUCUCCUCCUCCAUUCCAGGAUCAUCAGCCAGGACUCUUUUUGCCUGACGGUGUUGAGGGUCGGCCAGCACCAUGUGGACGGAGGUGGCGGCCGCGCUGGUGCUGCUGGUGGUGGGCUUCAGGGUGUGGUACAGAUGGCAGGCCGGCGUGUGUGGCUCCAAGGCAUCCCUGGAGGGCAAGACUGUCGUUAUCACCGGGGCCUCGGCAGGCAUCGGCAAGGAGGCGGCGAAGGACCUGGUGAGCCGAGGGGCGCGUGUGAUCAUGGCCUGCAGGAACGUGGAGAAGGCGGAGAGGGCGGCGGCCGAGGUGAGGGUGUACGCGCGUGGCAAGGGCGAGGCUGUGGUUCGUCAGUUGGACACGUCUGACCUCGCCUCCGUCAGAAGCUUCGCCGCCAGGAUCUUGAAGGAGGAGGAGAAGCUGCACGUGCUGAUCAACAACGCAGGUAUCUUCGGCCCCUCCACGAGACAGGUGACCCAGGACGGCCUCGAGCUCACCAUGGCAACCAACUACUACGGCCACUUCCUCCUCACCAACCUCCUCCUCGGCCUCAUCAAGCGCAGCGCCCCGAGUCGCAUCGUCAUCCUAACCUCGGACACCCACGACCAGGUCAAAAAACUCAACCCCGACUGCCUCAAUUUCGAGCACGACCACUACUCCUCCGUCGCGGCGUAUGGCCAGUCUAAGCUCUGCAACAUCCUCUUCACGUUCGAGCUGACCAACAAGCUGCAGGGGACAGGCGUGACAGCUAACUGCGUCCACCCUGGCAGCGUGAGCACCGAGAUCUUCUACAAGGGCGACGUGACGUGGCUGCUGUGGAUAUCGGGCAAGAUUAUCUACCUCAUAGGGAAGGACGCAACACUCGGGGGCCAGACUGUCGUGCACGCCGCUGUGUCUGAAGAGCUGGAAGGCGUCACUGGCAAAUACCUCGUCGACUGCAAGGAGGCCAAAACAACGGAUCUGGCCCUCUCCAGGAAGUUGGCCAAGCAGGUGUGGGAGGCCAGCGAGGUGGACGUGAAGCUGCAGGCGGAGGAGAAGGACUACUAGGCGGAGGACACGUGACGGACGCUCGGACGGGCGCCACGAAUUGGACAACUUGCAUGCACGGACAAGGACGGCGAUGAGACGUGAGGAGAGAAGUAGUGAAGGAAGAGAGAACCGCUACUAUAUAGGCAGGAAGACUCUUAACGGACGGACGCACGGACGGGAGGAGUCACGGACGGGGAGACUUGUAUACAUGGACACGGACGGAGAUGAAAGGGACUUCACAAACGAAAGAAGAGGAGGAAGUACAGACGGAGAAGAAAAAAAAACAUUAACAGGCGGGAGGAAACUAGAAAAUAAGAAAGAGAAGUAGAAAAAAAUAUGAAAAAAAUAAGAAAAGGAAUGAAGGACUUAAGAAAAAAAUAGAAAACACUGAGGAAUGAAGACUUUUUAAGGUGAAAUAAUUAAAGAAGAUUAACCAUUUUAUCUUCCUCAGAGUUACUUAAUAUUUACAAAGGGACGGAAAUUUGUGCGCAAAAUUUCAAUUAAUAGCAGAAGUUCCUGACGAGAAUAUGUUAAUUGUGCUUCUAAAUUAUUCCUUCGCGACACUUCAAAAUAACUAACUCCUCUUCAUUUUUCAAGCUGAUGUUUCUUUUAAUAUGAGAUCGAGAAGCUAAUUUUGUGUAGUUUUGAUGUGCGCUUAGACGUUGUGUUGUGUGUGUGUGUGUGUGUGUGUGUGUGUGUGUGUGUGUGUGUGUGUGUGUGUGUGCUUGCGUAUUACUAAUGGGAAAUACUUGCAUGAGUGUAGUUCUGUGUGUGUGUGUGUGUGUGUGUGUGUGUGUGUGUGUGUGUGUGUGUGUGUGUGUGUGUGUGUGUGUGUGUGUGUGUGUGUGUGUGU
Eriocheir sinensis (Chinese mitten crab) is the source of this 2017-nucleotide messenger RNA. RefSeq names its product retinol dehydrogenase 12-like. The record is from RefSeq and is a predicted model, not a curated record. The transcript has 9 exons. The coding region runs from base 211 to 1182 and encodes 323 amino acids. Lineage: Eukaryota; Metazoa; Arthropoda; Malacostraca; Decapoda; Varunidae.